Messenger RNA from Penicillium riverlandense, 1158 nucleotides. RefSeq lists its product as uncharacterized. Lineage: Eukaryota; Fungi; Ascomycota; Eurotiomycetes; Eurotiales; Aspergillaceae. The record is from RefSeq and is a predicted model, not a curated record. The coding region runs from base 1 to 1158 and encodes 385 amino acids. The transcript is spliced from 3 exons.
AUGGCUCUUCCAACCUCCAGUCCCUCUCCGCGCCUGGAUCGCUUCGGGCAAGCCAUGGAAUCGCUCUACGGCAGCUUCUCCAACAUAUCAGAUCCAGAGCACUGGUCGCCGCCUUUGAAGUCCGGCGGCCAUCGCGGACGAUAUCUGUGGACAGACGCGUACGGAGUGGUCAACCUAUUGACAUUGCACAAGGAGUACACCCGGGCAGGUGGAGAUAAACCCGGCGAUGACAGGUAUCUCGUCCUAGCACGACGGCUGGUUGAGACGGUACACGAUGUAUUAGGUCGCACACGCGACGGUAAAAGGCGGCUGCCGGGAGCCACAGACAAUAAUCCCAUGGGCGGCGGAUUACGCAUUGGAAAGAUAGACGAGCACGGACCGGACGGCGAUGGCCAAUACCAUCAUUACCUGACCAUCUGGAUGUUCGCUCUAAACCGUAUGUCGAUGGCCUCCGGCGACCCGACAUUCAACCGGCAAGCUGUCGCCCUCGCGAAAGCAAUCCACCCACGCUUCUUCGUAGACCGAACGGCAAAACGACCGCGCAUGGUCUGGAAGAUGGCGAUGGACUUGUCAGCGCCGCUGGUUUCUUCAGAGGGAAAUCUGGACCCAAUCGACGGCUAUGUCGUGUUCCGACUGCUGCAGGCGGCGGCUAUGGAAGCAGGUGACGGCGAAGUCUUGGCCGAGGAGAUCGCUGACUAUAAGCGCGUGAUGGAUCGCAAAGGAGAGCAUUUUGUUUCCAGCGACCCGUUGGACUUGGGGAUGACCCUGUGGACAGCGCAUUGGUUCUCCGAGAAGGAGACCUGGGCGGCAAAUCUUGCAGGGAGAUGUUUUGAACAAAUUUACAAUCUGUUCGAGAUCAACCGCUAUCUCGAGCGUAACAUCAAAUUCCGCCUGGCUUUUCGAGAGUUUGGUACAUGUAUGGGUAUCCAGUGCCAGUCACUCCAAACCACGGAGAAAGAUCGCGCAGUCGACCUGAAAAUGUACGCGGACGCCAUCAUCGCUGCGUGGGAUCCAUAUAUGGAGCUUUCCAUCUCAGCUGGCCUGACGCCAGAGGAUCUGCGACCGAUUACCAGGGUGAUGUAUGCGUCGGCCUUGAUCCCAGGAGCUUUCCGUAAUGGAUAUUUGGGAGAAGAGCCCAAGCCAAUGGAGGGCAAAUGA